Molecule: messenger RNA, 510 nt
Organism: Hyphopichia burtonii NRRL Y-1933
Lineage: Eukaryota; Fungi; Ascomycota; Pichiomycetes; Serinales; Debaryomycetaceae
Gene: PTH2
Product: Pth2p
Exons: 1
Molecular function (GO): DNA binding
Source: RefSeq, a predicted model, not a curated record
AUGUUUAUUAUACCUGAAUUCAAUACUGGAAAUCAUAACGUUCAAACUUACAAAGGUACGGUGGAAGAUCUCAACGAUGCCUUGCUUGUAUUAGAAGGAACAAGAUUGGGCAUAUUACCUAAUAUUAAAAGAAGAUUAAAUACUAUGGAAAGAAAAUAUAUAAAUGCUAAUAGUGUAUUUGCUUGGAAUGAAACCGAAUGUGGGAUGAAAAGAUGGACCGAUGGGAAGAAUUGGUCGGCUUCUAAAGUAAGCGGGCCAUUUUUAACUUAUAGAGAAUUAGAUAAUAAUAAAAAUUUUAAAAUUAAUGGAUUAGUUAAACAAAGUUUUUCAUUAAUAACAAAACAAAAUCAAAAAUUACAUUUGAUUAGUUAUAUUUCUUCUGAUCCAAACGUUGUUAAAGGCACCACGCCAACCAACGAUUCUAAAUUAAAUAAAUUAAGUUUAGAUUCAAAUAUUUAUCAAGAUCGUUUAAUUAAUUAUGAUCGGGAAAAAAAUUUGAUCAAAAAAUCA